CUCGACAACUCUACCAUUGACUGUGGCCCAGAACAUCGCGUGUCUCACCUCCCUCACUACCAUAAUAUCUGCAUUACAAAACAGUCAAUAUGCAUCCUCAUCUCCAUACAGAGGACAACAGGGCCUGCGAAGAUGUCAUGAACAUGCUCGACGAAUGCCAUUCUCGUGGAUUUUUGUACAAGGCAGUUGGAAUGUGCAAUGGCGUUAAGAGGGACGUAACUGUUUGCCUGCGCGCUCAGCGUGUGGAGCGGACGGCGGCGAAUCGAGAGAAGGCGAGGAUAAAGCGAGAGCAGAUCAAGGCCAUAUGGGCGAAGAUUGACGAGGAGUCAUAAGAACUACGGACAGGUUAUUGGAAUUGGGAGGAUGAAGGGAGGGCGAGAAGGGAGACUAUGAUACGAAUAUAUUGGGCGGAGUUUGGAAGUCUCAUUAGGCGUUAAAGGAAACGUCCAAGCAGCGAUGGGAUUUGCCAGACUAUUGGGAUGCAAAGAGUGGCCUUGACUCAGCGUGUGAGGCACUGUACAGUACGAAUGAAUAACAACUCCUUCAAUUGACUACACAUGUUUCAACCUAGGUGCUUCUCUGGCUACAACCUAUUCUUAUACGCAGUGCCAUACGUAAACAGCCCGUACAGAGCAAGGAGACUCAACCCAAUUGGAAGUCCCUUCUGGGUCUUGAUAGCGCGAGGAAUGGAUGAGCCAGCAAGCACUAAAGAGGCAAGGAGAGCCAGCUCGAGCCCAUAUUGCUGGUUUGUGGCAAUGCGGUAGCCGCCCAGGGCGUACUAUGAAC
Pseudogymnoascus verrucosus is the source of this 786-nucleotide messenger RNA. RefSeq lists its product as uncharacterized. Bases 90 to 332 code for a protein of 80 amino acids. The record is from RefSeq and is a predicted model, not a curated record. The transcript is spliced from 2 exons. Lineage: Eukaryota; Fungi; Ascomycota; Leotiomycetes; Thelebolales; Thelebolaceae.